UCCUCCGGACAAGCUUUGGUUUUUGGAUCGGACAACCUCGAUCUCCUCAUGAUUCUCUUCAAAUCACACCUCCAUUUGCUCUGCCCAAUUUUAGUAACGGUCUUGCUAUUGUCGGGAUGACGACAAACAUAUUAAAAGACAAAAAAAUAUAUAUUUUUGUGUAUUUUUUAUACUUUUAAUAUACAUUCACAUACUCAUUAUUGUCAGCCCAUUGAACUGAUUUUAGAAUUUUCGUUUUAGUAAAGCAAUCAAAAAUCAAACAAAAGCAUCUCUCUCUCCCCUCUCUCUCCUCCCCUGAGUCCCCUCCUCUGCCCCCAAUUUCCCUUUCACUUCAGGAAAACUAUAAACACAAACUCCCCAAGCAACAUCAUCAUCCCCCCCUCUCUCUCUCUCUCUCUCUCACCUACCUACCAAAACAAGAAGAAGAAGAAGAAGAAUCAGUCAUGGAUGAAUCCGAGUACUACGACCGUCGAUCCACCUCGACCCCGCGCCCUCCGCCGUCCACCACCAGCGUCCACGUCACCGCCCUCGACGGCAUCGUGAACGUCAACUCCCUCUUCACCAUCGCCGUCUUCGUGGGCCUCUCCCUCGCCUCCCCGGGCCAGCACAGCCUUGAGACCUCCGCUUGCGACGCCGGCGUCACGGCCGCCAAACACCUCCUCGUAUUCGAAGUGGUCUCCUUCAGCUUCUUCCUCUUCUCCUCCCUGGUGGCCCAGGGCCUCAAACUGGCCAUCAACCUGAAGAACAGCACCGACGUCGACGAGGCCUUCCGGGCCCACAUUAACAGCAGGGUUUUGAGGUCCGGGAUGCUGGCGUCGGCCGUCGGGUCGGUGAUGGGGUGCAUUUUCCUGAUGCUGUCGAUGGUGAAUGUGAUCCAGAUACGGCUGGGGACGCUGGCCUGCGGCAGCAGGUCGACGGUGCACGCGGUGGUGGCCCUGGUUGUGCUGGUGUCCUCUGCCCUUCUUGUUUAUAUAUCUACUGCUGUAUAUGCAUUUCUGCAGUAAUGUGUACUGGAGUAGUAUUUUCUUUGAACUAUUGGAUGGUUUUGGAGGUGUAUGAAUUAUGUCAAACUUUGGAGAAAUUGAUAAUAUUCCAUUUAAUUUUACUA
Molecule: messenger RNA, 1108 nt
Organism: Rhododendron vialii
Lineage: Eukaryota; Viridiplantae; Streptophyta; Magnoliopsida; Ericales; Ericaceae
Exons: 2
Coding region: 444-1004 (186 amino acids)
Source: RefSeq, a predicted model, not a curated record